This is a messenger RNA of Ascochyta rabiei, 288 nucleotides long. RefSeq lists its product as uncharacterized. The transcript has a single exon. NCBI's taxonomy places the organism in Eukaryota, Fungi, Ascomycota, Dothideomycetes, Pleosporales, Didymellaceae. The record is from RefSeq and is a predicted model, not a curated record. Bases 1 to 288 code for a protein of 95 amino acids.
AUGCUGUACGAAGAUGCUCUGCUAUCAAACCCUUGCCAUGACUUCACACUAAACAAGGGCAUUCGGGUGCCACUCUCUUGUGCAGAUGUACAACGCUUUCUUAGAGACCGUAGCAAGCCUACCGAUGAUGCGCAAGCCAAAAGAAGAGUAGUUGACACAACUCGCGUGCCCAAGAACCAGCCAAGAUAUAUGGUAGCCACACUUAACAAGAAAAUGCACCCGCUUAGGAAGGUCCUUCUGUACCAGGGUGCUCGUCCAGUGUCAAAGUCGCUUCACAAUUGCAACUAA